Molecule: messenger RNA, 1994 nt
Organism: Ceratotherium simum simum (southern white rhinoceros)
Lineage: Eukaryota; Metazoa; Chordata; Mammalia; Perissodactyla; Rhinocerotidae
Gene: PEX19
Product: peroxisomal biogenesis factor 19
Biological process (GO): protein import into peroxisome membrane
Cellular component (GO): peroxisomal membrane; peroxisome
Source: RefSeq, a predicted model, not a curated record
UCCCGCCUCCUACGGCAAGUCGGAGGUAGCAAGAUGGCUGCCGCUGGGGCAAACUGUGGUGUUGGGGCCGACGCGGACCGGGAAUUGGAAGAGCUUCUGGAAAGUGCUCUUGAUGAUUUCGAUAAGGCCAAACCCUCCCCAGCACCCCCUCCCACCACCACGGCCCCUGCUGCUUCGGGACCCCAGAAGAGAUCGCCAGGAGACACUGCCAAAGAUGCCCUCUUCGCCUCCCAAGAGAAGUUUUUCCAGGAACUGUUCGACAGCGAGCUGGCUUCCCAAGCCACUGCAGAGUUCGAGAAGGCAAUGAAGGAACUGGCUGAGGAAGAACCCCACCUGGUAGAGCAGUUCCAAAAGCUCUCAGAGGCUGCUGGGAGAGUAGGCAGUGAUGCGACUUCCCAACAAGAAUUCACUUCUUGCCUAAAGGAGACACUAAGUGGACUAGCCAAGAAUGCUACUGACCUUCAGAACUCGGGUAUGUCAGAAGAGGAGCUGACCAAGGCCAUGGAAGGGCUGGGCAUGGAUGAAGGGGAUGGGGAAGGGAACAUCCUCCCCAUCAUGCAGAGUAUCAUGCAGAACCUACUGUCCAAGGAUGUGCUGUACCCAUCACUGAAGGAGAUCACAGAAAAGUAUCCAGAAUGGUUGCAGAGUCACCGGGAGUCUUUACCCCCAGAGCAGUUUGAAAAAUAUCAGGAGCAGCACAGUGUCAUGGGCAAGAUAUGUGAGCAGUUUGAGGCAGAGACCCCCACAGACAGUGAGGCCACUCAGAAGGCUCGUUUUGAGAUGGUGCUGGAUCUUAUGCAGCAGCUACAGGAUUUGGGCCAUCCACCAAAAGAACUGGCUGGGGAGAUGCCUCCUGGCCUCAACUUUGACCUGGAUGCCCUCAAUCUGUCGGGCCCACCAGGUGCCAAUGGCGAACAGUGUCUGAUCAUGUGAAACACAACACGUUUUCCUCCCUGAUUCCCAGCCAUGGGGAACAUCUGGAGUCAGCAGAACCACUGGGAGCUGAGGCAGGAGUGUCAUCUGCAGGAGCGGUCUUCCCACUGCCCUCUGUCAUCCCAUCCAAGAUUGUGCCAUACCAGCUGAGGCUUUUUCUCUGUCUUUCUAGGAAUGAGGUCUGUUCUGAAGGCCAUUUCUUUGAGCCCUAUCCAUUGUGGUUUCUGCUGCUAACCAAGGCCCAGCUACCCACCAGGUGAAGGAAGGCAUCCCUUUUAGGGCAUACACCUCCUUCCCUCUCCCAAAAUAAUGUUAUAUAUGGCCACACUGAUGUUCACCUUUGCACCCAGGGUUUUCGUGCCUUGUCUCUACUCCCUCUCUUGGAACUGGGGAGCAGGGACAGAGUCCUGGUAUUCUGUAUUUCUGUAGUUCUCUUGGGCAGGACCUUUGGGAAUGAAUGGGGAGAAACUUAGCCUGGGCUGAGGCUAUAGGUCUGUCACCAUGCCCUCUUGCCUCCAACAGACAGACUGUUCUGAAUUCUCUGAAGGGAAAGAAAGUGGGGGCUUUGCAUCUAAUCACAAUGGGGUUCAAAGAGAAGCCCUGGCAUUCUCCUCUGUCCAGGUGCUGAGCCCUUAACUCCCUGUUCCAGCCUGAGAACUCAAGUUGCUGCCCUGGUUCUUUCUACAGUGCUGUGUGAUCUGGGUGAACCCAGCUUUUGACCUUCCUUUCCCCCUACCUCUUCUCUUGUCUCCUCUCUUUUAUAAAUACCUGUUUAUUUCAACCUUUCUUUGAGCCCAAGCUGUGACAAAGAAGGGCUCUUCCUGUUUCUCCUCAUCUAGUCCAUCCGCCACUCUGCCUGGCCCCCUCUCUCCCUGGCAAACACAUAUAAUUAUAGUAUCAGGUCUAGGAAAUGAAUGACUGUUCUUCCCUAGAUGCAUUCUGGCAUAUUUGAGACGUCUGAUUCCUUUGAAUCCUGUCCCUUGAUUCAGGGAAGUGGCUUGGGAAAGGGGGUGGGGUGCAUUCUGGGUCCUUUUUCCUGACUAAUAAAUACUGUAAGUAAG